Messenger RNA from Drosophila subobscura, 1588 nucleotides. RefSeq lists its product as uncharacterized. The record is from RefSeq and is a predicted model, not a curated record. Lineage: Eukaryota; Metazoa; Arthropoda; Insecta; Diptera; Drosophilidae. The coding region runs from base 91 to 1527 and encodes 478 amino acids. The transcript has 2 exons.
CUCUGGGACUAUCUAUGCAGGGAAAUUUAUGUCAGUGUUAAGCCUUUCGGUUGAUCAAACAGAACAGAAAAAAUUUUACAAUCAACAACAAUGGAUAAGCAUACAAAGACUCGUCCCAAGGGGAAUCAUAUCAAAAUGAAUUCACUAUUUAACGAAUUCUUUAGCAUCCUGGAGCGUACACCGUUGCCGGCGGAGGCCUUCGACAUGGGCACGCGGGAGCAUCGCCUUGCCAUGUUGUGGCUGAACAAACUCAGUAUGAUGCAGUGCAAUACGGAGCUCGAGGGAGACACACGCAUUGCCUACAUGAGCCAACUGAGCAGAUGCAUCAGAAAGCAGCGACUGGAUGGCAUAUUCCAGCAGGUGCCUCCGGCUAAGCUCAAGUUGAUGGAGCUUCGGGACAGACCCAAGACAGAACAGACUAAGCCAAGACUGCAGGCAUCCGAUACGAUGCGAAAGUCUGCCAAGCAGUCGUUGGGCGGACAACAACAUUCCAUGGGGAAUGCCAAGGAUCUGGGUAUUCAGACUGGGAAAGGAUUUCAACAUUUGCACGAGCUGCCGCCCCACAAGAUGGAACGAUCUAUGGGCGAUCAGCACACCCUGGAGGAUGCCAUGGAAGGGAUUCACUUUAUCGAUUCCGCUAUGUCUUCGCAUUCAACUGCAGGAUCAUGCGCGGCUCAUUUCCCUAGGGAUAUUAUGGAUGGCAGGCGUGAAGGCAUUACAUUCUUCGACCCAAAGCUAUCUCCGCCAUCUCAAAGCGGGCAAUCCAUUUGCAGCAGGGUGCCCGCAGAGGCUGUUCCUCAUCAAUGCAGCGAGGAUGCAUCCAAAUUUCACAACGAAACGCAGAAGGUUAUGAAACAAAGUUUACUUGGAUGUCAGUUAAUUUUAGGAUCGACAAAAGUUGGACAUUGUCGGGGAACGUACAAUCCGAAGGCAUCUCCAAUGGAGCAAUCUGGACAAUCGAUGGGCUGCCCGCAAGAGAAAGCCAAAGGGAACAAGACAAAACUGACGCUUCAGAAUUCGGCAUGUCCGGUCAAAGGCGACAAGGAAACUCAUGGAUGGGAUUCUAUGGGAUGUGCUAUUGGCAAGUCCAUGCCAAAGACGAUGGAUACACGUGAAAAGUGCCACAAAAAGACAAAAGGAUCUAAGAAACACAAAAAUGCGGCAUCGGCUGCUGCUCAGCAGGGAGACAUCUGCAGCAAGAUUGAUGCACAUAAAUUCGAAUGGCCGGGACCAAGCGAUGCCGGACACUAUCUGGUCGAUUCCAUGGGACGCGCCAUUGGCAAGUCCCAGCGUCAGAGUGGAUCUCAGAAAAAGAGUGUCGACAAUAAGGAGGACUCUGUGUCGAAGGACAUUGGAUGUUGUUCCGAGACCCCGACCGCACAUAUUGACCAAUUUGAGAGUGAAAAUCAGUCCACAUGUAGUGGAGGAUCCAACUAUUACACUCCACGUUCUAGCUUUGAGGAAAUCGCUGAUAUCCCACCACCACGACUGCGAGCGAAAGGCCAAAAGGGGCACCCAAAUAAUUGACUGGUGACCAGAUGCACACUUUGACGACCGUCCAACGCGGGUUGAGCGCGAGAGAGAGAGA